AGCAGAGACUAAGUUAACUGGAGACUGUUUACGAUGUACUUCACUACUGCAUGUCUUCUAAUUUUUGGUUUGCACAUUUCUACUGGUGAAGAUUACUAUGACUAUGGGGAACCAAAAAACUGCGAAAAGACAGAAUCCAUCAUAGGAGGUAGGGUGGACUAUCCCAAUGGAGUUGCAGUGGGCAGUGAGGUAACCUAUCACUGUAAAGAUGGAUUUAAACCCUACCCAGUCUCCAAGAAAAUCUGCAACUCUGAAGGAAAAUGGGAGCCAAAAAUAUCGAGGGUGAUAUGUGAAGAAGAAGACGAUUAUGAGGAUUAUGAUGAAACACCCCAAAAGAACUGCUCUCUGGCAGAGGUCAUAAAUGGAGGCCAUGUGACCUAUUCCAAUGAAGGCCUGGAAGGCAGUGUGCUGACAUAUCACUGUGGAAUUGGAAGCUACCCUUAUCCAUUCAGAAGAAGAGUAUGCCAACGAGGCGAGUGGUCAGUAAUGGUACUGCCUAAUGGCAAGAGAGUGUCCACGGCCACCUGCAGAGAAAUUCUUUGCCCAGCACAACUUAAGCUAGACAGUGGAGAAUUUUGGCCUAAAAAACAGUGGUUCAAGGUUGGAGAAGAACAGAGAUUUUCAUGCAAGGAGGGCUUAACACUGCUUGGUUCAGCACAGCGGAACUGCACCGAAUGGGGUCACUGGACUGGUACCACACCAGUGUGUAAUGAUAAAAGUGACUACUGUGGAAAUCCAGUGACUCCACCAGGAGCGCUGCGCUCUGGAGAUCGCUUCCGCAUUGGUGACAAAGUGAAAUACAGCUGUCAAUCUGGCUUGGAUUUACUUGGACCUGAAGUAAGAGAGUGUUUGGAUUCCAAAGAAUGGAGUGGACCUGUCCCACGAUGCCAAGCUCACUUUGCAUUCGAUUCACCUGAAACUGUGGCUCAGGCUAUGCAUGGCUCUUUGUCUGUUGUAUUGGAUGUUUUAUCCCCAGAGUUCAAAAUGAAAGCUCAGCAAGAUUAUGGUCGAACCUUGAAAGUAGCAGAUGGUCGUCUCAACAUUUUCAUCCUGAUGGACACGUCAGGAAGCAUUUUACAGGAUCAAUUUGAAAAUGCAAAAAAAGCCACUGCUAACCUUAUACGCAAGCUGAGUAGCUACGAUGUUCAAAUGAAGUUUAAUAUAAUUUCCUAUGCCACUGAGCCCCGGGACAUUAUAAGAAUUCAGGACUAUGGCAGUGAUAAUGUGGAAAUUGUCCUGAACAAGUUAACUGAGUUCAGUCAAACAACACAUGGCCGAAAGACUGGUACCAAUCUCUAUAAAGCGCUCUACAAGGUAUAUGAACAACUGUCCUUCCUCGGUGCAAGCAAAAAGGAAAAAUACUUUAAUGAGACUCAGAACGUCAUUCUCAUUGAGACUGAUGGCUAUUCCAAUAUGGGAGGGAGUAUAGAGCAUGUUUUGUGUAUGAUCCGUGAACAUUUGGGUUAUAAAUGCAGAUCAUUUGAUAACACACAAGAGGAUCUCCUAGAUAUAUAUGUGUUUGGCAUUGGAGAAAAUGUUAAGAAAGAUGAACUAAGAAACAUAGCUUCUAUGAAGAUGAGAGAGCAGCAUCUGUUUAUUUUGCACACUUACAGUGACCUUGGAGAGGUGUUCAACAGGAUGAUCAAUGAUUCUGCUGUAACCAAAUGUGGAAUGGCUCAAGAGCUUGUUUACCCAAGAAAAACUCCAGAAACCCAUGAGGAUACUGAAGCACCUCAGCCUGCUUAUACCAGACCUUGGCAUGUCAGUGUUUACUGGAAAAUGAGGCCAUGCAAGGGCUCCAUUUUGACUGAGAACUGGCUGAUGACAGCUGCGCAUUGUCUGAUGAAACUGACUGAUGGGUUUGUGGAACAUGCCACCACUAACGAACUACACAUUGAGCAUGGUGAGGGUAAAGCAGCAGCCUCAUUGCUAAUCAUUCAUCCGCAGUUUGAUGUCAGCGGACUCAAGGACAAGAACAUCAAGGAGUUUUAUGACUAUGACAUUGCGCUCAUUAAAGUGGUCAAUAGCAUUAAGUUGUCCAUAAAGGCAAGGCCUAUUUGUUUGCCAUGUACAAAGGCUUCAAAUCGAGCUCUCAGACUGAAUCAUGACUCUACUUGUGAGAAACACAAAAGCGCCCUGAUUGAUCCGAAGGAGACUCAAGCCCACUUUAUCCGUCAGGGGAAAAUCAGAUUGCAGACCCACAUCCAGUCUGAAAAGAGAGUAGAAUGUAUGGAGCAAUACAAACCAGCCUUGGCUUCAAACAACCUGGUCGCUCUGACAGACGUGAUCACAGAGAGAUUCCUGUGUACAGGGGGAUCCACAAAACACAAAGACGAUUUUACCUGCAAAGGUGAUUCUGGAGGUGCACUCUUUCUUCGCAAGGCAAUGCGCUAUUUUCAGGUGGGAGUGGUGAGCUGGGGGAUAAAGUCAUUGUGUAACUCUACAACCAAGGUUGUUCCUGACCCUCCCAGAGAUGCCCGUGAUUUCCACAUCAGUGUGUUCGCCAUUAUGCCUUGGCUUCAACAGCAUCUGGGCAAGGAACUGGAAUUUCUACCUUUUGGAAACCUUAACUAAGCAAAAAAAUAUAAAAAAUCUAUACUAAAACUCUGUUCUGGCAUUUAAUUUAACAUUUCAAUGAAAACUAAAAACCGAGCCAGUGUGAAAAAUACAAUGAUAACUUCUUAUCAAAAAGCUGCUGUGUCCUGCUGUAAUAAAUACCAAUAAAAAUGAAUUCAAUUA
This is a messenger RNA of Trichomycterus rosablanca, 2739 nucleotides long. Its product is annotated as complement factor B. Gene Ontology annotation, biological process: response to bacterium; proteolysis; complement activation. The transcript has 19 exons. The coding region runs from base 34 to 2574 and encodes 846 amino acids. Gene Ontology annotation, molecular function: serine-type endopeptidase activity. Gene Ontology annotation, cellular component: extracellular exosome; extracellular region; classical-complement-pathway C3/C5 convertase complex. The record is from RefSeq and is a predicted model, not a curated record. NCBI's taxonomy places the organism in Eukaryota, Metazoa, Chordata, Actinopteri, Siluriformes, Trichomycteridae.